Messenger RNA from Cladocopium goreaui, 4842 nucleotides. The record is from the annotation of a GenBank genome assembly. NCBI's taxonomy places the organism in Eukaryota, Dinophyceae, Suessiales, Symbiodiniaceae.
GCCACAGGAUUUUGCUCUUCACCGUUGCCCGUGAUAGCAGCAGUUUGGACAGACGGCUGCUGCUGGUGUUGUAUCUGCUCUCAAUGAAAAACGACCAGGAUUCAGAGGCACCGCCAAAGCUGAAGGAACUCAGCAAGUUCUUGCCAGGUCAAAGUAAAGCGCGGAGGGCAUGGGUGGAUCAACUGUUUACCUGGGCCAAGCAGCGCUUAUCUCCGAUCUUGCCUCCUGUUGCUCCAUCUUUUGGGCCCUUGGAUGGCACCAUGGAGGUUCACCUCGCCGAUGCCUUGCCGUUGGCCGUCCCGCGCAGUGCCACGGACUUUGGAUGCCAUCGCCAUGUGUUGGGCAGCGAGUCGGCUCUCAACAGCGCAUGGCCGGUGCUUUCCCAGGAGGAGUUGACUGCGUUGUCGGGUCACCAGCCAGCCUUGGUGGCUGGUUGCCCUGGGCUUGAGGACUUGCUCGUGAGUGAAGUGAUGGAUCCUCCUCCUUGGCGACACCUGGGAUCUGUGUGGAACGGACUUCCGCGGCUGAUGUCUUCGGUUCCGCGUUGCGGCGUCAAUCGGGAGACCUUGGAGCGCUGGAAGAAUUCCGCUGCUGCCUUCGAGGCUCACAGCCGACGCGAGGAGAAGCCGACUCUGCAGUUCAAGACUUCUCAUGGAGGGCUCACUGGACUUUGCGGCCGCGAGUCACAGACAUCACUGAAGGAUGUGGUUGGAGAUGUGGAAGCACUGCUCAAGAUGUUGCAGGCACAGCGGGACUCGGAUAUGAAGCGAGCACAGCUGGGAGUGGAGGCCAUGAUGGCUUGGUCUAGACGGCCACUUCAACGUGCAUCCGAGAGUCAUCGGAAGGUUUGGGACCUGGAGGUGGUCAGUGGAUUUCAUCCGCCGAUGCUGAGCUUCGAAUGGAUUCUGGCAUCCAUCCUGGCACGGGAUGCCGGCCAAGUCUUCGCAUCGUUUCUGCCGUCUUCGUUGGAUCCAGAGGCAUGUUUGGACGUGCUGCAGCCCGAAUGUUUGGUGAAGGCCACCCUGACGGUCUUGUUACUGGCCACCCGCGCCACCGCUGCACGCCGCGCCUUAGCCCAUGGCUUCGCCUUGGCUGCCCAGCUGAGGCGCUUGCCUGAUGUGAUGAGCAGUGGGGAAUGGCGCAGUUUGCAAAAUCUCGCGUCCCGACUCGCCACUGAGCUUGGCUGUGGUGAAGAGUUCGUAGAAGCAGAUGGAUCAGGUCUGGUCAUGGAUCCACAUUUUUUGCUCUUCGAGUGGCUUUUUGUCAAGGGAAAUUUGCGGUCUUCGCAGAUGGAUUUGGUCCGUCGCUUUGUGGAUGCUGCCAGGUCAGAGCAACCUUUGGUGCGGCAGCUGCUGAUGGGUGAAGGCAAAUCCGCUGUGAUCGCGCCACUGCUGAGUUUGUUGCUGGCGGAGGAAUUGGUCCUGCAGGUUGUGCCUGAUCCGCUCCUGUCGCAAAGUUUGGCCAUCAUGCGGGCCCUUUUUGGACAGGUCCGACUGGCCGUGACACAGUGUGCUGCAGUCUGCACUACAGCCUCCUCUGUGAAGAGUUGUAUUCUGUCCUUCGUUGAAGCCACCUACAAGCUCUCCCAACUUGCUGGGCACUCUUCGGGCCAUAGGACCUACGACAUCUCCAAGUGCAUCGAAGUGACGGAAAAACAAUACCCUGGCGCUGCCGACUUUUCUUCUCAGGCUGAAAUGGACUUUGUGACAGUUUGCCUUCGCGGAAUCCUUUUGACCUUCCGCUCUGCAAUUGUCGUCCUGGACGAAGUAGACCUCAUCCUUCAUCCGCUGAUCUCUGAACUGAACUUUCCGGUUGGACCGCGACAGCCCUUGGAGUUGUCUCCGGAGCGUUGGGAACUUCCAUGUCAUUUGCUGCAGCCCUUCGUGAGAGACAAGGAGAGCCCUUGCCACAGCCCAGCAGCCAAAGCAUGUCAGGAGGCCAUCAGCUUGGGUGUGCGGAAACUGGCUUUGCGGCAAAAUCCUCAUUUGAUCCUUGCCAUCGAAGACUUCUACUUCGAACACCUGGAAGAACCGUUACGCCUUUGGCUCUACGAAUAUCUGAAAAACCAUACAGCCACAAAGUCGAUGAGCCAAAGCGAAAUCAUGAGAGCCUUACAAGGGAAGACUGAAGUGGCAGCAGAUGCAGAGGACCUGUUGACUUUGAGCCGUGAAUGGCUGAAGCAUUUGUUGCCCUUUGUGUUGGGGAAAGUGAACAGGGUACACUACGGCCUGCUGCGACGCAAAGAUCGUCUGGAUUUGACGACUCGUGGUUAUCCACCCACCGGGACUCGUUUGCAAGUGGCAGUUCCAUUCACAGGCUUGGAGACGCCGUCGUUGGCAUCCGAAUUCGCCAAUCCUGACGUUGCCAUCGGGCUGACCAUUCUAGCGUUUGGCUACGAGGGCAUGCGGUUUUCAGAUGUCAAGGCCAUGCUUCUACUGUUGAAAGCAGAGCUCUUGAGAGAUGUGGCAACUCCUCCACUGCAGCGUGAAGCGUUUCGUCGCUUCCAAGAGUGGACGAAGUGCGAUGCUGACACGGCGGUGUUGCCAUUGGACCUGGUGCAGCCCGAUGCGCCAACCAUCCGAAGCCUUAAGACGCUGUGGCGCCAACGUUCUGAGGUUUAUCUCUUUUACUUGAGACGGGAGAUCUUUCCGAAAGCCACGCCGACACAAGUGAAGAAGUUCUCGGCCUGUGCACAGGAAUUGGCAUCUCCAAGCAUCUUCAAGGUCCGUCUUGGUUUCUCUGGCACCCCUUCCAACAUCUUCCCCUCAACUAUGCCACCCGUGGACUUUGAUGAUACGGAUGGUCAAACUAUGGCAAUUUUGACGUCUCCACAGGUGGUGUCGUUGCAUUGUUUGGCUUCCGGUUGGACCCCUCGAAGUUUGUUGGACUUCGUCGCCACGCGGCAGUCGCGUGGACUUGUUGCCUUUUGUGCAUUGAUUGAUACUGGGGCUCUGCUGUGCGGCUUGGAAAAUGAGGAGGUGGCCAAGUUCUUGAUGGAAAGUCCCUUGAGUUCCGUAAAGGAUGCCUGCAUUUUCCUGGCUCGCGGAACUGAUUUGCCCAUGAUCUUGUUGAAAGGUGCCACAAAAGCAGUGCCGUUGGAAGAUGCCAACAUCAGACCGGAGAGGCGCUUCUGCUAUUUCGACCAGCCGCAUACGACAGGAAUCGACAUUCAGCAGCCACCUUUGGGAGUUGCUGCCAUCACGGUGGGGAAAGACAUGUCGAUUCGUGAGUUGCAACAAGGCGCCUGGCGAAUGCGUGGCUUAGCCAAGGGCCAAGGCUGUGAGAUGCUGCUGCCAGAAGAAGUGGCUCUCUACAUGCGCGUUUUGUUGAAAGACGACCGAGCUUUGAACUUGAAAAAUCUGACUUCAACAGAAGCUCUGGCAGAAGCCCUGAGAGAUAUCCAAUCGGCUUUGCUGUUGAAAUCCUUGGAGCAAGAGGAGUUGCAAGCACGACAGCUGGUGCGACAAGAUUUAUUGAGUGCGUGGAAGGAUGAAGCUCUUGGCGAGUUGCUACAAGGCCGAAAAGACCAAAAGGAUGACAGUGGAGGUAACGGAAUCAAUGCAUUGUUGGAAUCCGUGCCAACCAGCAUUCGCAGUUCCUCAUCACAAAGCUUGGAAGAUGCAUUGCGGGACCUCGCACAGCCAUUUAACAAAACCCUUUCGGUUCGGGCAGCUGUGGAUCAAGCAGUCAAGCGUGCUGUGCAGAUGUUGGGUACCAGCUCUGCAUCAGAUUCCUGCACGGGCGAGAUUGUUCGUGAACAAGAAGAGCAACAGCAACAGGAACAUCAAAUCGAAUCCGAAGAAAAUGGCCCCAUCCAUCGGCCUCGAAUCGGAGAAACCCGCUUUUGGGAGCUUGAGAAAUUGCAAAUCUUGGCAUCUAACAGUUCCAGCGACAAAGGCUUCGGCAGUUUGUUCGCCUUUCCCACCUUUGCCUCUGUAGCGGAGAUCCUCAUGGGCAUUGCAGGGGCAGCCUCCAACGUUGCAAAGAAAAAUUCUGUGCUGGAGAUGUUGGCGACAGUUGGAUUGCGUUUUUCUCCCAACUCCCGAUUGACCACCGAGAUUCCAAUUGUUCGUCCUGUCUUAGUUGCUUUGCAACUGGAGCAGGCGGGCCGCCACUGUGUUGUGGCACUGUCGCUUAGCGAGGCUGAAUCGCUUCGUUGGGCUUUGGAACACUUUGGAGCAUCCAGUCGAUCUGAAGCCUUGUCAUUUUCCCUUCACGUCGUUUCUGAAUCUCCGAUGUUUGGCGCGGAUGCCGUGAGAAGCAAAGUUAUUUGCUCCAGCGAUGUGCAUGGCGAACUUUCACAGCUUCCCAUUUGUUUGCUACGCUUCUACUUGGGGGAGUCGUGGUUUUCCACACAUGAACUGAAUUGUUUGCAAUCAACAAUCGGGCAGCACAAGCAGGAUUUCCGACGACUUCGGGCUGCUGUAUUCAGUGCUCGACGCCCAGGAGGUGCUGCCGAUUGGUCCUGCACUCCUUUGGCCACUGUCCUUGGAGAGGGUGCUUCAAUCACCGUUGCUAUGCAACCUCCUGGGCCUACCUUUCUGGAACGUUAUGGCACCGAGGCCUUGGCAGGCGGUAAGGACUUCGUUGAGACCUAUGCAAACCAUGUGAACGACUUCGAAGCAGUGGUUGAAGAAUAACAAGGAGAGACUCUGAAACGCGGAGAGCCAGUAGACUACCUUGGUCGUGCGCGGACAGCUGCAGCCUGUGUUUUUGUUGCAUCCAAAGUUGAUGCGCAGUUGUUGGUUUCGUUGCAAAACUUCGGUCCAUUUCAGCAUGCCAUUGGGAAAAUCGGCAACUUCCGAAGGUCCAGCCCCAGGCAGGGGCAUGCAUGGGCCAGUC